This is a messenger RNA of Spodoptera litura, 2846 nucleotides long. Lineage: Eukaryota; Metazoa; Arthropoda; Insecta; Lepidoptera; Noctuidae. The record is from RefSeq and is a predicted model, not a curated record.
GACAAUUAAAUCACUUGAGAUGUCUAACAAUUCAAGCGGCCCACACAAGCCACACGUUGCAUGUCUCUUACAUAGACAAGACGGUUCGACUCUCCGUUUCACUGGAAAUGGUUUAAUUUUAGAAUUUCCGUUCAGCCCUACUUGGACAUAAUGCGUGCACUGCGUUUAGUUGUGGAUUUUGACAUGUGCUAGCGUGUCGCUAAUUUGUUUUAUUUUCCUAUUCAGUGUCAGUGGUAUUUUAUUUGUCAGUGACUAAUGUGAGAUAGUGCCGAUAGUGCCCUUUUGUGUAUUUGUGUUAGUACUGCUUCUAUACGAUCAAGGCUGUUUUACAAGUGAACGCGCGUGACAUACUCCGAUGUGCUGUGUAUAAUAUCACACGUAUUUUCCUCAACGGCGAGAACAAAGAAGUCCUUUCGCGAAUUUAAUUUCAACACUUUCCAACUAGCGACGCACCAGCCUGUUGAUCUAACACGUGUCGCCUCCGUGCAUACGUGAAAACGAGAGGAUGCGAGCGUUCGACGCGCGCGUGCAAUAAAAAUCGAAUGCAAAAAUGAUUAAAAGGAACGGUGAUAAUGUAUUUGCGAUCGCGUCGAGUAACAAUCAGUGUCAAGGCGGUCGGAGCGCCGUCUCGCUCUGUCCCGGCAGCGGUGGCGGCGGCGCGGCCACGAGGAUCCCGCGCGCCACUGCCGCCAGGAUGACGCCGCCCGACGCGCAACAACACACCAAGGAGGCUAACAUCGCGAUCUCAACAUAUGUUGAAAAGUGGAAAAACAGAUAUGAGGAGGCCGAGCGAAAACACAAAGCAUAUUUACUUAAAACCGAAAAAGCUAAACGCGAGUACGAUGACUUGCAAAGGCGACACAACAUACUGUUUGAAGAGCGACAGCAUCUGGAGUCGGAGCUCAGAGAGCGGUCCAGGGAGCUCAGCAAACUCAAGAAUGUGUCGGAGAAGCUGUUCAACGAGUACCAGCAGCUCAAGAACCAGAGGGAUGUGGACGCUGGGGUUAUGCACAAGGUGAUGCAGCAAGCAGGCGAGUGGUACAAGGAGAACAAACAACUGAAGCGGCGCAGCACCGCGCUCAUACAGGCACUGCCGCCGCGGGCCAUCGAGAUCGACUACACCGACGCCAUCGAUGCAGCUUCAGACACCAGCAGUAAUGAAGAAGUGGAGUUCCUGAAGAGUACAGUGGCGGAGCUGUCAGCGCAGGUGGCCGCCCUACAGACAGACCUGCAGACUGCCAAGCUGCAUGAGUUUGAGGCCCAUGAGGCCAAUGUCGCCAUUGGACAGGAGUUAGAAGCAGAGAAAGAGAAGUCAGCGGCGCAGGAGAAGGAGUUGCAGGAGUUACGCAUCCAACUGGAGAGACACAACCGAGUGUCCAAGCUACUCAUGGAGGAAGUCACCGGGCUGAAGAAUAAUGCUGACAAGGACCGGGAGAUGGCUGAGACAUACAGAACAGAAGCCCGCGCAGCGAAGAAGCGAGUGAAGCUACUGACACACCAGAGCAGUCUAUUAAUGGGCUCCUUACUAGGGGGCGACCUACCGCCCGAUGAGAGACUGCAGAGACUGUUACACGAGGUGGACUGUCUCAAGGAUGCACUGGAAGACCAGGCACUUAGGCACAGGGACCAGCUCGAUGAAUUACAGUUGAAACUAGCAGAGAAACACGAGGACACAGACAUUUUACUAUGGGAGGAAAAGAUCCGUCUGGCUGAGGAGGACGCGCAGAAAGCUCUAGAAAGGGCCGAGGCUGCGGAGAGGAAAUUGAAGGAACUUCAGCAGAGGAACACCAGGCCACAGCCCAGGGAUAAGUUGAUGGCCAGGAUAUCUUACUUCGAGCAAGGGGGACAGAAAAAGAUGGAUGAGGUUAAAGAGGAAAUUAUAGCAGUUACUGCUCCUGCAACAAGUGGAUCCCCACCGCAACCUGCAGAGCGUCCACCAUCCCCACCUCCACCAGCCGCUCCUUCAGUGUCCCCCCCUCCCCCGCCACCACCCCCUCCUCCUCCAGCGCCGGUGGCAUUCGAGGCGUCGGGCGCGGACGACAUGGCGCAGAUGUUGGCCAACAAAAGUGGGACGCUCAGGAAGAGCAAGCAGAAUGGCGCUGACUGUGGUGGUGCAAUAGAUGCAAUAGUAGAUCAGAUCAAGGGUGGUAAGUUCCACCUGAAGUCCACCGACCAGAAGUUCACAGAGAAGAAGGCCAAAGAGGAACAGCCCGAGGCAGUGAAGGAGAUGCUCGCCAUACUCGGCACUCUGCGCAAGAGGAGGACUACUGCUAGACCUGGGUUUGUGGAACCCGACGUCUGAGGGACGUGGAGGACUAAAGGUACGCUUCUACACAAUCCAGGACUACUGCUUUUUGGUCUUCAAAUGGCGCUGAUGUAUGUAUGAGGUCAUUAUAACUGUCCAAAAUUAAAUGUCCGAUGAUAUUAGCCAAGAUAUUGUAGCUCUCAAUUUUAAUGUUGUAUUGAAUCAUCUUAUUAACUAUGUUAGCGCCAUCUGGUGAGCAUAAAAGAGUAGCCCCAUUGUUGCUGAGUAUUCUAUUUAGAUCAAUACUAUCUGACUAUGACUAAAAGUAUGUAGUUCUUAUUUUCCUUUCAAGACAAGACUAUCAUUUAUACACCUUUUAAGAGAAGCAAUGUACUUAUGCAUUUGAACAGAUGCUUAUUUAGUCAAUGUCAAUUUAAUACUACUAUAAUUACUACUAUAACGACUAUGACAAUCCCUUUCACAAACAGGCGUAAUGUUAUAUCAUUGUCAAGCAAUAAUAACUUGUUCAAUAUGAACAAAAAUAAACUUAUUUAGACUAUAUUUUGUUCCAAAACAAAUAGCAUUUUUAUAAUAAUGUUCU